This is a messenger RNA of Corvus hawaiiensis (hawaiian crow), 3100 nucleotides long. RefSeq names its product zinc finger protein 436-like. The transcript is spliced from 5 exons. Lineage: Eukaryota; Metazoa; Chordata; Aves; Passeriformes; Corvidae. The record is from RefSeq and is a predicted model, not a curated record. Gene Ontology annotation, biological process: regulation of cytokine production; regulation of immune system process; negative regulation of transcription by RNA polymerase II. The coding region runs from base 902 to 2965 and encodes 687 amino acids.
UAUAUUUGAGGGGGUGCUCCUUGAUGUCGCGACAUGCCCCCAUUGACAGAAGACUCCCUUUUUACCCUCAAAAUCUGCCCCUUUUCCUGCUGCGAAGGGUCACGGCAGCCGCCGCAAUGGGGGGGUCCUGUGGCCCCGCAGCCCCUUCCCCUCAGCCCACACUGGUUAAAACACUCCCAGUACCUCCCCCCGCUCCAAAUUUAGGGCGUUUUGUCCCAAAAUGAUCCUUGAUGUAUUUAGCACCAGUAAAUUUAGAGGGUCACUCCGCAGCCCCCACAAGCAAAGUGACGCUGGGGCUCAUCCCCAUCCCCACAGAGAGGCGGGAGAAUCCCAAAACUGCUUUUUUUUUUUUUUUUUUCACAUUUUGAGGAAAACAACACCCCACCAGGACAUUAGUGAGCAUUUUUUUCUCUGUGCAAAGUGGUUUUUUUUCAAUUUCCGCCCAGACCCGCUGCUCUUGCCGCCAGAGGGCCCCGGCCAUUGUGCACAGCACUUUUCUCCCUCUUCCCCCCCCAACCCCCCCCCCCCGCCUUUUUUUUAUUAAUUCCUUCUUUCCUUCCUUCCUUCUUUCCUUCCUUCCUUCCUUCCUUUUUUAAACUCUUAUCGUUUAGGAUAUCGGGGGGACGGGGCUCAUCCGCUCCCCACGUGCGCGUCCCCACUUUUUUGGGGAAAAAGGGGCUUUUUUUUGGAAAGUAAAGGGACGGGGGUGGGGCGGGCGCCUUUGCCGACAGCACCUCCCGAGCCGGAGAGCCGGACCUGCAGUAGGAUGGCAAAACACCGAGGAAUAAAUGAAGCAGGAUGAGAUGCUGGUGGGGGCUCCAAAAUAAAUAAAAAUAAAGGGAAAAAUAGCAGGAGGGAUCCGUGCUGGAAAUCGGCCGUUUAUGCCCAGCAUCACCCGGCCAUGGAGCCCUGUGUGGUGCUGGACCCACGACAGAGAGCUCUGUAUCGCGACGUGAUGCAGGAGAGCUACGAGACACUCAUGGCACUGGAAUUCCCCAUUUCCAAGCCUGACCUCCUGUCCCGCCUGGACCACGGGGAGGAACCGACAGCCCUGGAUCUCCACAUAUCCCAGGAUACCCCAGCUGCAGAGCAUGGAGCAGGAGCAGGGCAGGAAGCACCUCAGGAAGAACCUGCUGAGGAAAAGCCCAACACAGACAAGAAGCACCCUCAGCUCUCCGCAAGCUGGAGCGAGAACCACGCUGCCAACACCUGCGGCGAGUGUGGGAAGACCUUCAGCCACAAAUCAGCCCUAGUGAAGCACCGGAAAAUCCACACUGGCGACCGCCCACACACAUGUCCUGACUGCGGGAAGGGCUUCAUCCAGCGCUCCGACCUCACCAUCCACCGGCGUGUGCACACAGGUGAGCGGCCCUACGGCUGCCCCGAGUGCGGGCGCCGCUUCAGCGUCAGCUCCUCGCUGCUCACGCACCGGCGCACGCACGUGCCCGGCACCACUCGGCCUGACCGCUGCCCUCAGUGCGGCCGCAGCUUUGCUGACGCUGCAGCGCUGGCCCGGCACCAGAAGAGCCACCUGGGCGGGAAGCCCUUCGAGUGUGGCGUGUGCGGCAAGGCCUUCGCCUGGAGCUCCCACCUGGAGCGGCACCGCCGCAUUCACACCGGGGAGAAGCCCUUCCAGUGCACGGAGUGUGGGCGGGCCUUCGCCUGGAGCUCCCACCUCGACCGCCAUAUGCGCACCCACGUCACCACCAUCGCCGCCGGGGAUGAGGAGGGUGUGGAGGCAGAAGAGGAGCAACUGCCGGCCCCGCGGAAAUGUGCCGACUGCGGGAAGCGCCUCAACCACCAGACAGACCCACAGCGCUUUAAGCACAAGGGCACGCAGACCCCGCUGGCUGUCGCCGGCGCUGACCUUGCGCCACAGCCCCACUGCUGCGAGCAAUGCGGGAAGUACUUCAGCCACAGCUCGGGCCUGCUCAAGCACCGACACGUGCACAGCUCCGAGCGGCUGCACCCCUGCCUGGACUGCUCACGCCGCUUCCGCUGCAGCGCAGCCCUGGCCAAGCACCGGCGCAGCCACGCACAGCCGUCCAACAACACUGACAAUGCCACGCCAGCCACAGAGGAAGCAGCCAAACCGUACCCGUGCGGGGCGUGCGGGAAGAGCUUCGGGUGGGUGUCACACCUGGAGCGGCACCGCCGCGUGCACACUGGGGAGAAGCCGUUCCGCUGCGGAGAGUGUGGACGCGGCUUCGCCGUGAGCUCCCACCUGGAGCGGCACCGGCGGGUGCACACAGGCGAGCGACCCUUCCAUUGCGGCGACUGUGGCAAGAGCUUCGCCGUCAGCUCCACGCUAGUGGCACACCUGCGCACCCAUGGCGCUCAGCCCGGCCAACCCCACGCCUGCCCCGAGUGCGGGAAGGGUUUCGGCUCACCGGCCGGGCUGGAGCGGCACCAGCGGCUGCAUCGCGGCGAGAAGCCGUAUCAGUGUGGGCUCUGCGGGAAGGGCUUCUCCUGGAGCUCCCACUACGACCGGCACCGGCUCACACACACUGGGGAGAAGCCCUUCUCCUGCGCCCACUGCGGGAAGUGCUUCGGCCGCAGCUCCCACCGCAACCGACACCAACGUGCCCAUGCCCAGCGCGGCCCCGAAAAGCGCCACGUGUGCCCUGAUUGCGGCAAAGCCUUCAGCCUUGGCACGGCCCUGGCGGCCCAUCAGCGCCUGCAUGGUGCCGGUGCCCGCAGCCCCCUGUCCCUGCUGCCACCCGCAUGGUGGGAGGGUGAACAACGAGGAGGGACAGCCACACCCCCUGAGCUGUGGCCUGAGGAUCCCAGCUCUGCUUUCCAGAAGCAUUCCAUGCCUUCCUCCUCUGCAGCGCCCAGGGGCUGGGCGGUCAAAGCUCUCCUGCCCCUCACUGGGGCAUGGAGGCCUGGGCAGGGGGACGCCCUGCAAAGUGAUGCCGCAACCCUGCCAGAGCCCUGGGUGUCCCUUCCUCCUACCAGCUCCUGAGGUGGGACUGGGGUGCUCAGAGUCCUCCUCUAGUUUUGGGGACACCCCAUGGAGAGUGGUCUGUGCUCCUGCCCCAGGAUGGGAAAGGGUUUGGGGGCCCAGGAUACCCCAGAAUGAGGGUCAGGGUGGGGAUGG